AUGAAUGCUUCCGAUACAUCUGUGACUGGUACUGCUGAUUCCCAACCACCUACUGUUGUUCCUCAGUUGGCUUAUGAGAGACUUGCCUUUAUUUCUGCUCUUUCUACUGCUCCCAUUCCGAAGAAUGUCAAUGAUGCUAUGUCUGACCCAAAGUGGAGACAAGCCAUGUCUGAGGAGAAGAUGGCACUUCAGAAGAAUGGUUCCAGUCCUGUGUCGAUGCUUGCUUCAAUGUUAUGGGCUACAUCGGUCGAGGUACUAGACCAACAAUUUGACACACCUAUGGAGGAUUCCGGGGAGGAGUCUUCUCAACCUGCCCUUCUAGAAUCAGAGAACCCUGAUGAGACUUCUAUCGCUGCUGUUUGUGCUCCUUUGGAGACUCCUACUGUUCAGGAUUCUCCUGUUGAUCGCGGAGCUGGUCCUUAUGUUCUGCUGAUCAUUAUGGAUCCUCGGCCUCCUAUUACAUAUCAGAGGCAUAACACCAGAGGCUAUGCACAGGCAGCCUCAUCCUCCAAUCCUACCCAUAAUGAUCCUCCAGCUGGGGGAACACAAGCAAAUCAUCCUCCUCCUCCCCCUGAUAUGCCUGCUCACGACACAGCUAGCCUUAUAAGGGCUAUAAUGGAAGGGCAGCAACAGCAAAUGCAUCAGAUGAUUACCGAUAUGGGUAAUCAAUUCCAAGCAGCCAUCAGGAGUAUCCAAACUUCACAAGCAGCCCCUACAACUCCUGCAGACCCUGCUGUCCCUCCCCCUCUUGCUCCACAACAGGACACUGAAGGCCGCAUGAUGGAACGGUUCCUCAAGAUGCAGCCUUUAACUUUUGCUGGAAUCAGCAAGGACACCCUGCUUCCUGUUAAAUGGGUGAAAGAGAUGGAGAAAGCCUUUGAGUUUCUGGGAUGCAAUGACCACCAGAAACUCAUCUGUGCUAGAUAUAAGCUACAGUAUGAAGCAGAGGCUUGGUGGGAAACCACAAAGCCUAUCUUGCAAGCGGCUCACCCUGUCCUAACUUGGGACAUUUUUAAACAACCUUUCUUUGGGAAUUACUUCCCCACCAGUGUGAGGAAGAGGAAAGAGAUUGAAUUGGCUGAAUUGGUUCAGGGAUCGAAGUCAGUGCUGGAGUACCAGCAGAAGUUUGAAGAGUUAUUCUUCUUUACUCCUCUUCACUUGGGAACAGAUGAAGCUAAAGCACAGAAGUUCGAAGAUGGAUUGAGGCCACAGAUUGCUUCGAUUAUGGCCACCAGACCGACCCAGGGGUACUCAGAGACCGUGCAAACUGCAAAGAGGGUUGAGGAUAAGCAGAGGGAUGCUUAUCAUGUUAGUCAGUCUUCAGGCAAAAGAGCAACACCAUUCCCUGACAGAGGAUUCAACAAGUAUAGUAGGUUUUCUAGAUCUAGUGCAGUCUCAUCUUUGCCACAGCGAAGUGAGUCUGAGACAUCAGUAACCAGGCCGGUGUAUGCCCAUCCAAGCACCAAGGUGUCAGAUACUACUUCUACUGCUCCAUUGAGUGUUGCUGAGUUUAAAUGUUUCACCUAUGGCCAGAUGGGUCAUACUUCUACGACUUGCCAUCACAAAAAGCCUAUGCUUCCCCCUCGCCAACCAGCCGGUAAACCUCAAGGGCGAGUCUACUCUGUGACUGCAAGUGAGGCUGAGGCCAAUCAGGCUGUAGUUACUGGUAACUUUCUAAACUCAAGCUUGAUAGUAAAUUUCAAUCAUUAUUGUCAUGCAUACAUAAUCAUCAAGUCAUGGCAUAUAGGUACCAUCCUUCUAUGUGAUCAUCCAGCAUAUACAUUGUUCGAUACUGGAGCGACGCACUCCUUUGUGUCUCCGUCCUUUGCUAAGAGGAUUGGUGUGUUACCUAAGAGUUUAUCAGAAGGUUUAGCAGUCAGUACACCUACCGGGUCAAGAAUAGACUUGAAUACUUUAUAUGAAUCGUGUGCAGUGAGAAUUGCUGGUAGAAUCAUGAAUGCACAUCUGAUUCUGCUCGAUAUGACUGACUUUGAUCUCAUAUUGGGUAUGGACUGGUUGUCGGCUUACAAAGCUAAUGUAUUAUGUGCUGAAAGGAAGAUGGUAUUUCAGCCAAAGUGCGAGAAGGGAUUCAUCUUCGUAGGUGACAAGAAGAAAAGGCCAAAGAAAAUGGUGAUUUCAGCCUUGGAAAUGAAGAAACUGUUGAACAAGGGAUGCCAAGGAUACCUUGUGUCGGUUUUGGAUAUCAGGACACAGGUUAGGCCAAUGACUGAGAUCCCUAUUGUUGAGGAAUUCCCUGAUGUCUUUCCUGAUGACUUGACAAGCCUGCCUCCACCAAGAGAGAAUGAGUUUGUGAUUGAUCUUAAACCUGGAUCGGCGCCAGUAUCUAAAGCACCUUACAGAAUGGCACCGACAGAUUUGAAAGAAUUACAAGCUCAGCUUCAAGACUUAUUGAAGAAAGGCUUUAUAAGACCAAGUAUCUCACCUUGGGGUGCUCCAGUCUUGUUUGUGAAGAAGAAAGACGGAUCCAUGAGGAUGUGUAUUGAUUAUAGAGAGCCGAACAAGCUAACAAUCAAGAACAAGUAUCCUCUGCCAAGGAUUGAUGAUCUUUUUUAUCAGCUUCAGGGUGCCCAAGUUUUUUCGAAGAUAGAUCUCAGAUCAGGGACUCGAUAUGGGCACUAUGAGUUCCUGGUUAUGUCAUUUGGGCUUACUAAUGCCCCAGCAGCAUUUAUGGCCAUGAUGAACAGAGUCUUCCAUGAUGUCCUGGACAAGUUUGUUGGGUUUCUAGGCCAUAUUAUUUCAGCCAGAGGGAUUGAAGUGGACCCAGGGAAGGUUGAAGCUGUGGUAAAUUGGGAGAGCCCUAAAAUAGUAACAGAGAUUAGAAGUUUUCUGGGAUUAGCUGGGUAUUAUAGAAGGUUUAUUGAAAACUUCUCAAAGAUAGCUAUGCCCAUGACACAGCUUAUUAAGAAGGGCGCCAAGUUUGAGUGGAAUGAGGACUGUGAAAAUAGUUUUCAGGAACUGAAGAAAAGAUUGGUAACAGCCCCAGUUCUUGUUCUUCCUGAUGGAACUGAAGGGAUGGCGGUGUACACUGAUGCCUCCAAGUCAGGGUUAGGAUGUAUGUUGAUGCAGAAUGGGAAGGUUAUUGCCUAUGGUUCUCGACAGUUAAAGGACCAUGAGAAGAACUACCCUACACAUGACCUAGAAUUGGCAGCAAUUGUGUUUGCACUAAAGUUGUGGAGGCAUUACCUGUAUGGUGAGAAAAUUGAGAUUUUCACAGAUCACAAGAGUUUAAAGUACUUCUUCACACAAAAGGAGUUGAACAUGAGGCAAAGGAGGUGGCUUGAACUCAUUAAUGAUUAUGAGUUUGAUAUCUCAUAUCACCCAGGUAAAGCCAAUGUAGUGGCUAAUGCACUCAGUAGGAAGUCUGCAGAUUGGAAUAUGGGUAGAUUUAAGGUUGAGGAUGAAAUUCUGAAGGACUUACAUGCUUUGGAAGUGGAAAUGAUAUUUGGUGAAACUGAAGAAUUGAUUUCUAUAUUGAUGGAGCAACCAUCACUGCGAGCUCAGAUAAUAGCAGCACAGUCCUCUGAUGAAGAAUUUCAACACAUUGUGAAUAGUAUUAGUAUUGGGGCCCAGAAGAGUGCAGAUUUUUCACUGACUUCUGAUGGAGUGCUUAUGUUUAAAGAUAGACUAUGUGUACCCGCGGAUAGUCACUUGAAGGAGCUCAUUUUACAAGAGGCUCACCGAUCUCCCUAUACUGUGCAUCCUGGUGGUACCAAGAUGUACCGAGACUUGAAACAGUUCAUGUGGUGGCAUGGCAUGAAGAAUGAUGUAGCAGCCUUUGUUUCCAAGUGUUCUACAUGUCAACAGGUUAAGGCUGUUAGGAAUAGACCACAGGGACUUUUGCAACCCCUAGCUACACCAGAGUGGAAAUGGGAGAAUAUAACCAUGGAUUUUGUCACUGGCCUUCCUCGCACUAGGAAGGGAAUGGAUACAAUCUGGGUAAUUGUUGACAGAUUGACCAAAACAGCCCACUUCAUUCCUAUGAAGAUUACUUACUCCAUGGAUCAGCUAGCAAAGCUUUAUGUGGAUAACAUUACCAGACUUCAUGGGGUACCAGUGAACAUUGUGUCUGACAGAGACCCCAGGUUUACUUCAAGGUUCUGGAAGAGUCUACAGAAGGCUUUGGGUACUGAGUUGAGUCACAGUUCAGCACACCAUCCUGAGACAGAUGGACAGUCAGAAAGGACAAUCCAGACUUUGGAAGACAUGCUCAAGGCUUGUGUAUUAGAGAUGAGUGGCAGCUGGGAUGAACACCUUUCUCUGAUAGACUUUGCUUAUAAUAACAGCUACCACGCAUCUAUUGAUAUGACCCCAUUUAAGGCAUUGUAUGGGAAGACUUGUCGUACUCCACUGUAUUGUGAUGAAGUUGGAGAGCGACGCAUUUUAGGUCCUGAGCUGAUCCAGAAGACUUGUGAGAAGGUGGAUCUGAUAAGAGAAAAGAUCAAGGCUGCACAGUCCCGGCAGAAGAGCUAUGCAGAUAAAAGGAGGCAACACAUACAGUUUAAAGUUGGGGAGAAGGCAUUCUUGAAGGUGUCUCCAAUCAAGGGUGUUGUAAGAUUUGGGAAGAGAGGGAAGUUAAACCCCAGAUACAUCGGCCCAUUUGAGAUUCUAAGUAGAGUUGGUCCAGUGGCUUAUCAACUAGCACUGCCCCCAGCUUUUGCCGGUGUGCAUGAUGUGUUCCAUGUCUCUAUGUUGAGACAAUUUAUCCCUGAUUCUUCACACCUGCUGCCUCAGCAACCCCCUGAGCUUAUUGCUGACCUGACUUAUGAAGAAGCGCCAAAGGAGAUUGUAGACAGAAAGGAACACAACCUGAGGAAUCGAAUUAUCUCUUUUGUUAAAGUCAAGUGGGGUAAUCACUCUGUAGCUGAAGCGUCUUGGGAAAGAGAGGACUUAAUGAAAGAGAGAUACCCUUAUCUCUUCGAUCUUCCAGGUUCCAGUCCUGUGUCGAUGCUUGCUUCAAUGUUAUGGGCUGCAUCGGUCGAGGUACUAGACCAACCAUCUGACACACCUAUGGAGGAUUCCGGGGAGGAGUCUUCUCAACCUACCCUUCUAGAGUCAGAGAACCCUGAUGAGACUUCUAUCGCUGCUGUUUGUGCUCCUUUGGAGACUCCUACUGUUCAGGAUUCUCCUGUUGAUCGCGGAGCUGGUCCUUAUGUUCUAGUGGAGCACGAUGCUUCGUGCUCCUGCGACAACUGCUCAUUCCCCUGA
Messenger RNA from Telopea speciosissima, 5226 nucleotides. RefSeq lists its product as uncharacterized. The coding region runs from base 1 to 5226 and encodes 1741 amino acids. Gene Ontology annotation, biological process: DNA integration. Gene Ontology annotation, molecular function: nucleic acid binding. The record is from RefSeq and is a predicted model, not a curated record. The transcript is spliced from 9 exons. Lineage: Eukaryota; Viridiplantae; Streptophyta; Magnoliopsida; Proteales; Proteaceae.